This is a messenger RNA of Oncorhynchus masou masou (cherry salmon), 1318 nucleotides long. Its product is annotated as regulator of G-protein signaling 2-like. The transcript has 5 exons. The record is from RefSeq and is a predicted model, not a curated record. NCBI's taxonomy places the organism in Eukaryota, Metazoa, Chordata, Actinopteri, Salmoniformes, Salmonidae. The coding region runs from base 52 to 654 and encodes 200 amino acids.
UUAACUUGCUUGCUAUAGUCAGGACUAUAUUCAGUGUUUCCCCACAGAAUCAUGAGAGAGUGUGUUGUAUCAGAAAGGGACAUGGCGUGUACAGACUGUAUGAAGGUAUCGGAUUUCUCUACUGAUACAAAAGGAAUCAAGAAAAGAAACUGGAGGACAAGGAUACGCUAUCUUUUGAAGAUCACCUCUUCUUUUUCUUCUUCAAAAUGCAUGGCAGGAAGAUCUUACAGGCCAACAGUGGAGGAUGUCAACCAAUGGGCACAGUCACUUGACAAACUCCUGAGUCACAAAUAUGGAAAGGCAGCGUUUCAGAUAUUCCUGAAGUCAGAGUUCUGUGAUGAGAACAUAGAGUUCUGGACGGCAUGUGAGGAGUUCAGGACCAUGACGUCUCUAGGGAAACUGUCGUCGAGGGCCAGAACCAUCUAUGAAGAGUUCAUCCAGUGUGAUGCUCCUAAAGAGAUCAACCUGGACUACCAGACGAAGGAUGCUAUCACCCAGAGCCUGCGUCUGCCCAGCCUGACGUGUUUCCUGUCGGCCCAGAAGAAGGUGUUUAACCUGAUGGAGAACAACUCGUACCCUCGCUUCAUCCACUCUGAGCUGUACAAGGAACUGUGUGCCGUCGCCAGGGGAGAGGGGAAAUAUCUCAGGUUUUAAGAUUACUACUCGCAAGGAUUGACUAUGUAGUCAAGGAUUACAUGAAGUUACAUGGAAUGUAAAACCAUUUUACAUUUGAGCCAUGUGGCCAUUGGCAAUGCUGUAGCGCACUAUUUAUAAACAGUACUAUAGUGUAGGAAGUACAGCGAAUAACUAGCUGUAAAUGGCUUAGCCUUUACACUUGAAAAAUGUUCAUUCAACUGUGCAUCCUUGGUUUUGCAGAGUCAGCCAAAACAACACCAGGACCUUUGUGCACAUGAUUAUGCAGAUCAGAUGUAAAGUUGUUUUGUUGUUGGCUCAAAAUGGAAUUGCUUAUCCAGUUGUGUUUGAAUGCACUUUAGUCAGUUUCACCAAACACCAGUACCGGUAAAUAACUGGCUACUAACUAUUUGCAACUGAUUGUAUACGAUGUGCGCAAGUACUUUCUGGGACCAGUCAUAUAGGUUUACAUUGGCAACUGUUUCGCUGGAGAGGUGAAUGGAGGUGAAUGUUUUGCAUUGCAUAGAGGUGUUUGCACUAAACAUUGUAGCGGAAAUGGUUUUAACCAUUCCAAUGAGUUCAGUUCAUCGUGGGUGCAGCUGGACUGCAACACUAUUGUUUUUCCUUAUUUAUCGUUUGUUAAAUACAUACAUGUCAAAUAAAAUCAUGUUGAAUUCAGAAACAA